Molecule: messenger RNA, 4780 nt
Organism: Anopheles coluzzii
Lineage: Eukaryota; Metazoa; Arthropoda; Insecta; Diptera; Culicidae
Product: 1-acylglycerol-3-phosphate O-acyltransferase Pnpla3-like
Exons: 10
Coding region: 792-2978 (728 amino acids)
Biological process (GO): triglyceride catabolic process; lipid homeostasis
Cellular component (GO): membrane; cytoplasm; lipid droplet
Molecular function (GO): triacylglycerol lipase activity
Source: RefSeq, a predicted model, not a curated record
UCUCAUAUCGUAGCAAACAGUUGGACGGAGCGGGUCAUCCGAGAGCGAGCUCGCGUAGAAAAAGAAAACAACACUGGGUGUGUCGUCGUCGGUGUGUGUAUAGAAUAACGUACGUGCGCUAAACAGGGAAACCAUCUACCAAACCGUAGAGAGAGCGUAGUGCCAUUUUUUUGUGGUUAUCUUGUUUGUUUCAAUUAUAAUACUGCCGGGUGAUUAUACUACUACUGCACGUGAUGUGCGAACGACGGGUUCACGAUCAAGGAUAGCUUCUUUCAGUGUGUGCAAACAAGGCCGACAGGAUGUAAAUCAUCAUCUCCCCGACAUCGGAAAACAAGGACAAGGUUUCAGUGCGUGUGUGUGUGUGUGGUUGAGUGUGAAGUGAAAGAAAACAGCUGAACAAAACACACCCACCCCCACCCCCAACAAGGACGUGAGCGAUCAUUCACAUUCCGAGCGUCAAGUGCAGCGAAAAAUAAUCAUCUUUAAACGGAAAUAUUCCAUUCCAACAGGAGUGUGGUUCGAGGGGGUUGAGGCGUGACGUAAAUACUACUUGUGGGCCGUGUGUGUCACGUGUGACAGCCCCGAAGUAGACAACGAAGCAGUCUCUGUGUGUGUGUGUGUAGUGCGCGGAGUGUUUAUAAAGUUUUAAAGCUACAAAGCAGCAUUUGUUUUGUUGGGUAAAGCCUUAGAAAAAAAACAAGUAAAAAAAGGGAUAGAUUUUCUUGGUGAUUGUGAUAGGAGGAAACCAGCAAAAACCAACAACAACGACAUCAAUUUCGCAACCUCCAAAGAUGAAUCUAUCGUUCGCCGGGUGCGGAUUCCUCGGCAUCUACCAUGUCGGUGUGGCGGUGGCGUUCAAGAAGUACGCGCCGCAUCUGCUGCUGCACCGGAUCAGCGGUGCGUCGGCCGGUGCCCUCGCCGCCUGCUGUCUGCUCUGCGACAUGCCGCUGGGUGAAAUGACGUCAGACUUCUUCCGCGUUGUCAAUGAGGCCCGGUCCCACUCGCUCGGCCCGUUCAGCCCGCGGUUCAACAUACAGACCUGCCUGCUGGAGGGGCUGCAGAAGUUUCUGCCGCCGGAUGCGCACGAGCGCGUCAACGGCAAGCUGCACAUCUCGCUGACCCGCGUGUACGACGGCAAGAACGUGAUCGUGUCGCAGUUCAACAGCCGGGAGGAUCUACUGCAGGCUCUACUGUGCGCGUGUUUCAUACCGGUGUUUUCGGGCCUGCUGCCGCCCCGCUUCCAUGGCGUGCGCUACAUGGACGGUGCGUUCUCCGACAAUCUGCCCACGCUGGACGAGAACACGGUCACGGUCAGCCCGUUCUGUGGCGAGAGUGACAUCUGCCCGCGCGACAACAGCUCGCAGAUGUUUCACGUCAACUGGGCCAACACCAGCAUCGAGCUGUCGAAGGAAAACAUUAACCGGUUCGGGCGCAUCCUCUUCCCGCCGAAGCCGGAAAUACUGUCCUCGUUCUGUCAGCAGGGCUUCGACGAUGCGCUCAACUUUCUGCACCGCAACAAUCUGAUCAGCUGCACGCGCUGCCUGGCCGUGCAGUCGACGUUCGUGGUCGCGGAGCAGCCGUCCGCCAGCCUGGAGGAGAAGAUCCUGGAGGAGUACGAUCCGGAGUGUAGCGAGUGUCAGGAGUGUACGCAGCACCGGAAGAAUGCGCUCGUCGGCAGCAUGCCGGACAAUGUGCUGACCGUGUUCCAGACGUACAUCGAGCAGGCGAACAAGGGUUUGAUCAACUGGGUGUUUCGGCACAGGGGCGGCAAGCUGCUGACGGCCCUGUCCUUGCCGGCAAUCCUGCCCGCCGACAUUGUGUGUGCCACGCUGACGAAUAUCGUUGGUGGCAUAAUCGAGCAGCGACAGUUCCGCUACCAGGUGCUCGGCAAUGUCGUCUGCCCGACAGAACGUCCAACAGUUGGGCACCGCCAGCACCACCACCACCACCGGCACCACCAACAGCAGCACCACCGUACCAAAUGUUGUAACCAUUUUGUAUGCUCCUCCUCUUCCUCCCCGUCUCGAACGAUCGUUCCCCUUCCGUUUCCUCUCGACAGACUGGCAACGUUGGCCGUCCCCGAUCGGAUGCGCUUCCUGGCGCAGCUCGAGAACCGUCUAGCGUACCGGCUGAUGGGUGCCGCACCGUCGAUAGGCAAACAGAUCUGGGCGAUGAGUGAGUUUGUGCUGAAGAACCUGAACACGAUCCUGCUCCGGGUGCGACGGCGACAGAAGCAGCAGCAGCAGCAACUGACCGCGAACCUCCAGUGCCAGAUAGCGCUUACCGAGUACAACCAGAGCCAGCAGCAGCAGCAGCUGCAGCAGCAUCAUCAGCACAGCCAUCGCAGUUCAAUCAUCGACAUGCGAAUGGAGGACGGCAAACCAUUCGGCAAAGAAAUUACCCCCAGCUACAGCUCCGCCGGGCAUCAUUCGGCGAUGGGCGACCUCGAUACGUUCGAUCACAUCCUGCAGGUGUCGUCGCACCACGACGCCAUGUACGCUUACUACUAUAUGGACGAAGACAAUAAGGUUAAGGUGACGGAGAUAUUCGACAUGAGCGAAAGCGACAAUCCUGCCCUGCAAACGGCCAACGAGCUCGAGGCGAACCAGCAGCUGGAGUUCGAUACCGACUGGGAAACGACACAGCCAGAUUUCCUCUACGCCAACUCGUACGGUGGAGACAAUAUAAUUGACAUCGAAGAGUUUAUCGAUCCCAGCGUCUUUAUGAGCGGCAACCAUCAUCAUCUCAUGAGCGGCAAUAACAACAACAACAACAAUGGUACCAGCGGAGGCCCCAACACACUGUCCCAGUAUCCGAUCAACCCGUGGGAAUGCUCGCAGGUCGAAAUCGAGGAGCUGUCGGCGGACUUUAACGAUCCCUCGCUCGAGCCGGAAGCGGACCAGCAGACGAGCCUGAUGUCGGAGUCGGCCACCCUGCUGCUGAGCAAACCGCCCUCGUCCUACUCGAUCGAGAUGUAAAUCGUGUGUCGGUACAGAGCCAGACUUUUUCUGAUGGCAUGAAACAGAAAACCUAAGCGGCGCGCGCGCCCGACGCGACAAAUGGCGCAGGCAAAGGAGAAUCGGGGGUGCCUUACCUACUACUAGUACUACUACUACUACUAACACUGCUACUGCUGGCUCUCGUCUGGACGAGACAAGAUGUGGGGCCGCUUGGCACUCCCACGAAAGCAAAAUCGUGCAACGGAAACGUGUUACCGGAAUGAUAUUACCAUUUAGUAGCGACCAAAGUUACCUUUUCUUGAGGGUGGCGCAGUGGCCCCACCGCGCUCCCUUCCGUGCGUGCCUGCCGUGGUGUGGUGGAGGCAGUAAGCUUCAAAAGCCAAAGCGUGACGCCAAGAGAGCAAACCGACCAGCCCCGCGCGUGUGCCAUUGCUCAUACACUCGAUUGGCGCGUGAAAGAGAGAGAGAGAAAGAUACGCGGGACCAAAAGCGCGGAGACUUCUCACCAUAUCAAAAGACUUAGCAAACGUUUACAUAGAGAGAAACAGAUACACUUACACGCCUACAGAGCGCGGAUUAGUAGAGGAGCCACGGUUUUUUGGAAACGAUAAUAGCUGCAAGCGCUGAACUAGUAGGAAAGGUAUUUUGCACGUAGGCAGGAACCUAUCGUAUUUUGCUCUGGUGACGGUCAGUUGAGGCUCAAUCGAUCUACGGUGUGUAGUGCGUGGUGUAUAGGGAACCACCGGAAGCGUACCUAGAGUAUUGUGUUGUAUUUUUGUGGAAUCGAGCAUGCAGCGCCAGCCUUUACCAAAACAGAUUGUCUGAGGACGAUCUGCUAGCGCUGAAGAUGGCAUGAUCGGACGAUCGCGUAAUAAUGGUGCAUAGCUAAUUUUAACCCUUAGAAUUAUUUUUUAUUCUAUCUCCCUUCUCUCUCUCACACACACACUCUCUUUUUAUCAUUCAAUCAUUCUCUGUACAAUAUACCAUUCUCCCUGCUGGUGUGGAGAAUUUUUAAGUGUAAAAAAUAAUCGCAAAAAAUCAUACAAAAAAAAGAGAUAAUAAUUCGUACACAGCUUAAGACAGCUUGCAAAAGAGGCAACUUUUAACCGAGAUGUGAUUUAUGGUGGUUGCGUGUGUUAUGGUUCUUUAGGUUAGCGCGAACGCGAUCGAUUAAUUUAUCAUCCCUUCCCUCUUUCGCUUUGAAACGCUCCUCCCUUUCCAACUCGUCGCCACCGAAUGAUAUUAGACCAAGGGGGCUCGCAAGGGGGGUUAAGUGGUAUCGUUGUGAGGUGUGCUAUAGCAGCGAGCGAUAAAAGAACAAAACAAAAAACCGCGAUUUUCACAAAAAGGCUGUGCAAUAGAGAGAAGAAAAACAAAGCUGUUUUGUUUAAAUUAAUCGUGAAAAGGGGGUGAGACGAGGCGAAAUGGAAGGGCGGCAGAGUGUGGCUGUGCGCCAAAAGGGAGGUAGUUAUGCUUUAAACUUUUUUGCUGGUGUGCUAGAAGGAUGGGGGUGUGCACUCUGUUGCCAUGAGGGAAGAGAACAGGUUUUUGUUUUGGAUUUUAAAAAGGACCUCGUGAGUUAGACCAGAAUCGGACAAGCAAGAAGGCGAAAGCAAGAACGACAAGAGAGGGAGGAAACCAUUAUGUGUAUUUUUACAAAAAAAAAGAAAACAGAUUUAUAUGUGUAAAAUUAAACGAUCCUUUUGUGUCCCACCCAGUUCCUAGCGCGAGGGAAAAAUGUGACAGUUUGUUUAUUUAUAUGUACGGUUGAAACUAAGUGCUAGGUGUAUUUUGCGAAAAUAAAGAAACGCCAAAAGUAA